AGCGCGUAGAGAUGUGUCGCGUGAGGAGUGUGUUUAGCAACUGUUCGAGAUUUAUUUAAGUUUGACGUAAAAUGUGUGUUGAGUGAAUUACUACAUGGCAUCAUGUUAUUUUAUAAAGAAAAGUUGUUGUCAGCUGGACAGCUUAAACGUCUCAGCGAACAUAAAUACAGCUGUUCUAGUGCAAGUCUUUUAGAUCCAUUAUUACAACCUUGGUGGAAUUGGUUGGUCAGCAAACUGCCAAUUUGGCUUGCACCCAACCUCAUCACAGUGUCGGGUCUUAUUGUGAAUAUACUAACAACUCUCAUCCUUAUAUAUUACAGUGCAGAUGCGAAGACCGAGGCACCCAGAUGGGCCUGUUUCAUAUGUGCUCUUGGACUCUUCGUGUACCAAAGUUUAGAUGCAAUUGAUGGUAAACAAGCUAGGCGGACAAAUACCUCAAGUCCAUUAGGAGAGCUGUUUGAUCAUGGUUGUGAUUCAAUUUCAACCGUUUUUGUGGCCUUGUCAGCGUGCAUAGCAGUGCAGCUGGGUUACUAUCCAGCAUGGAUGUUCUUCCAGUGUUUCUGUGCAAUGACACUAUUCUACUGUGCCCAUUGGCAGACAUAUGUCUCAGGUACUCUACGAUUUGGCAAAGUUGAUGUAACCGAAGCACAAUUUACUAUCAUACUCAUUCAUUUAAUUUCUUCAAUAUUUGGGCCAAGUGUGUGGAUGACACAGAUCCCUUACACUAGUUAUGAAAUGAAGUAUUUACUAGGAUUCUCGACCAUUAUUGUUGCGUCUGUAACACUCUACAAGAACUUUGUAGUCAUUUUUACUGGCGGUGUAGGCAAAAAUGGCUCAACAGUUGCCAUUCCUUGGACAGGGGGAAGAGUGUGUCACUUUGUAAGUGCUGCAUUUUUUUGUGGCUACUUGCAUCUUUUCACACAGUUCUUCCUUGUCUUUCAAAAGGGGGGAGUUGGAAAAAACGGCUCAACAGUUGCUGGCACAAGUGUACUAUCACCAGUCAUACCUUUUAGCCUUGUAAUUCUACCUGCAUAUAUCAUAUACAGGAAGAGUGCAGAAAAUGUAUAUGAGCAACAUCCAGCACUAUAUAUACUUGCAUUUGGUAUGGUGGCAGCGAAAGUGACAAACAGAUUAGUGGUUGCUCAUAUGACGAAGAAUGAAAUGGAGUAUUUAGAUACAGCUCUGGUUGGGCCGGCCAUGCUGUUUCUCAAUCAGUAUUUCAAUUUUUUCAUUCGUGAAUAUAUAGUGUUAUGGCUGUGUUUGUUGUGGGUGACAUUUGACUUAAUGAGGUACUCCAGACAAGUGUGCCAAGAAAUAUGUGACCACCUGAAGAUACAACUUUUCAGGAUACCCAUAAGAUCCCCUGUUACUGCAGUACCUGCUCCGGAGAAAAAUGCAUCAGCAGAGGCGCCUCAAGAAAAUGAUUCUUGCUCAAGUGACGAUGACAGUCACCCACUAUUAGAUGCACAAGAUCAUACAAUAUCCUGAAAUUUAGACUUCUUGAAAUGUGUGUGCGUGUUAUGGUUUGUUCUCAAGUACAGCAUGCGGUUUCAGGAAUUUCUUGCUUUUGCAGUGUAACAGUGACUUACUUGACAGCUAAAUGACUCAUAAUAUGCAUGGCAGUAAUGAGAGAGAAAUUGGCUAUUGCAAUUUUUUCAUAGCAGUCUUAUCAGGAUUGCUCUAAAAGGUAAGAAUAUUUGUCUUUAAGAUAGAUGGUUCAGUAUUUUUAAAAUAUCUAAGGUCAUGUGCCUUAUGUCAAAUGCUGCUGAUGUUGCACAUAGCCAGCAUUUGAAAACUCAUUUUUAUUAGAAGAUGAGUUUUUUCCAAUUUGCCCCAGUCCUUUACUUCGAUGUUUCAAGCUUCUGUUUCAUGGUGUGGAUAGUUCUCAUUGUAUACACAAAAGUAGCAACUUACAAUGAUUGUACAUUAUUUAUAGCAAUUGCAGAAUGCAAAGGGCAAACAAUUGUCAUUGUUAAAAAUGCCCAAAAACUUACAUUGCAUGAACCCAUUAAGUACCUGCGUGUUGUCUGCAUUUGUUGUGUGGAAAUGUGUGGAAGUCUUUCAUGUUUAUUUUUAUCCUGAAUUUGUUUUUUGUGUAAUGAUAUGAUAGGAACAAAUGGUCAGAUAUAAAAUAGAUAUUGCUUAUUGGUUUAUAAAACUGAGUUUGCUUGGUAAAACUUGUGCAUUUCUUCCCAAAAUGAACUGCAGCUCAUUAGGAAUAAAUUUCAAUGUUGUUAAGUAUUUCAGUGGUACACAAGAAAGCAUUGUUGUUUUUAGAAAUCCAGUCAAUGUUUUGUUACUUCUGUAUGAUUGAAUUUAUUUAACACUUUAUCAUAAUCUUCCUAUAGUUGAGAAGACUUUGUUAUAUAAGCUUCAGUAACUGCAAGAAGUUGUUGUAAGGACACAGGCAUAAUAGAAAGGCUUGAGGUGUGGUGGUCUUUGAGGCUUCACAACUUUUCUUAUUUAACUAAAGCAUGUAAACCAAGUAAAUACUCUGUAAGCUGCCAGAUAACAAUUUAUUAAUGAAACAUUAAGUCUUUCAUUAUAUAACAAUAUCCAGAAAAAUAUAUUGUAAAUUGUGACGUUUAUUUUACUUUACAUUACAUCAUUCACAAAAUGUGAACUGCAUACACUGAUUGAGUGACACACGUUUUGCAAAGUAGUUUUUCCUCUUUUUCCUGCAAUUCCUCUCCCACCCCCUCCCCCAUUCCCAGUCUACUUCAGGAGGUUCUCAAUGACUUAAACACAGUUGCAUAUAGGUCAACAUUGAAUUAGAGUUGCAAAAAGUUGCAUUAAGUUUUUGACAAAUUUUUAUUUAGAAAUUGUGUACAUUUAAAACAUCUCAUUUCAAAGUGCAUAUUGUUUUUACCUUUUUUUGUUCCAGUUAGUAAUUUGUUUUGAUGUGUCAUAUUCACUGUAACAAUGCUAAAUUCUUUGAAAGUAAAAGAUUCUCAAGCAAAUCUUCUGGGAAUGUUUUAUUAGAAAAUAAUAUAACAUACAUUUUAUGGCUCACUUUGGAAGCCUAGUGACUAGUUUCCUUAUUUAAUGAGUUCUUGCUGCUUGCUAGUACUUAACAAAGGAAAAAAACACAUCAUUUCAGAUUAUGGAGUUUCACCUUGAAUUUGUUAGAUUUUUACAGCAAAUAAAAAAAAAUUGCAUGAACGUAUUAGUGGAUACUUAUUUGUCACAGUUAAGCAAAGACAGUGCUGCAUAAUCAGUCUCUCUCUCUCUCUCUCUCUCUCUC
Schistocerca piceifrons (Central American locust) is the source of this 3244-nucleotide messenger RNA. RefSeq names its product cholinephosphotransferase 1 (gene bbc). Gene Ontology annotation, molecular function: diacylglycerol cholinephosphotransferase activity; ethanolaminephosphotransferase activity. The coding region runs from base 103 to 1488 and encodes 461 amino acids. The transcript has 10 exons. Lineage: Eukaryota; Metazoa; Arthropoda; Insecta; Orthoptera; Acrididae. The record is from RefSeq and is a predicted model, not a curated record. Gene Ontology annotation, cellular component: endoplasmic reticulum membrane; Golgi apparatus. Gene Ontology annotation, biological process: phosphatidylethanolamine biosynthetic process.